This is a messenger RNA of Malus domestica (apple), 561 nucleotides long. RefSeq names its product berberine bridge enzyme-like 22. Gene Ontology annotation, molecular function: FAD binding. Lineage: Eukaryota; Viridiplantae; Streptophyta; Magnoliopsida; Rosales; Rosaceae. The record is from RefSeq and is a predicted model, not a curated record.
AUGACUCCACAUUUAAAUAGCCUUGUCAGACCUUUCCAUGAGUCUGAAAUCCAAGCAGCUGUUCUUUGCAGCAAGAAACUUGGCUUGCAAGUCAGGGUUAGAAGUGGAGGACAUGAUUAUGAAGGCCCAUCUUACCUCUGCAAAACCCCAUUUAUCAUCAUUGACUUGAUCAAUCUCCGGUACAUUGAGGUCAACCUUGCAGAUGAGACAGCUUGGGCUCAGUCAGGAGCCACACUUGGUGAGCUUUAUUAUAGCAUUGCCAAGAAAAGUUGGGUCCAUGGAUUUUCAGGAGGAUUGUGCCCUACUGUUGGUAUUGGAGGGCACUUGAGUGGAGGUGGGUUUGGAAUCCUAAUCAGGAAGCACGGCCUGGCAGCUGAUAAUGUCGUAGAUGCUCGAUUCAUUGCUAUCCAAAAAUCCCCUCUGGAAGAUGAAUUUCAAAGCCAAAUCCGACUUUGUGAAGAACCCAAUACCCGAACCGGGACUCCAAGGGAUUUGGGAGAGGUUUCAGCAGGAACAAAAUGUGUACAUGAUUUUGGAUCCAUAUGGUGGAAGAAUGAAUGA